Molecule: messenger RNA, 2367 nt
Organism: Pseudonaja textilis
Lineage: Eukaryota; Metazoa; Chordata; Lepidosauria; Squamata; Elapidae
Gene: PPIL4
Product: peptidylprolyl isomerase like 4
Biological process (GO): protein peptidyl-prolyl isomerization
Cellular component (GO): nucleus
Molecular function (GO): peptidyl-prolyl cis-trans isomerase activity; RNA binding
Source: RefSeq, a predicted model, not a curated record
GGGAUCGCGGAGGAGUAAGAAACAGUGGCGGAAAAGCGGCUGGAGGUGGCGACAUGGCUGUUCUCCUGGAGACCACGCUGGGAGACCUAGUGAUUGAUUUGUACACGGAGGAGAGACCGAGAGCUUGUCUAAAUUUCUUGAAGCUUUGCAAGACCAAAUACUACAAUUACUGCCUUAUACAUAAUGUACAAAGAGAUUUUAUCAUACAAACUGGAGACCCCCUGGGGACUGGUCGUGGAGGUGAAUCCAUAUUUUGCAAAUUGUAUGGUGAUCAAGCUAGAUUUUUUGAAGCAGAGAAAGUGCCAAGAAUUAAACACAAGAAAAAGGGAACUGUGUCAAUGGUAAACAAUGGGAGUGAUCAGCAUGGAUCUCAGUUUCUUAUUACUACAGGAGAAAAUUUAGAUUAUCUGAAUGGUGUGCAUACAGUGUUUGGUGAAGUAACAGAAGGCAUGGAUGUAUUGAUGAAAAUUAAUGAGUCCUUUGUCGACAAGGAUUUUGUUCCAUAUCAAGACAUCAGAAUAAAUCAUACAGUGAUCUUAGAUGAUCCAUUUGAUGAUCCUUCUGGUUUGACAAUACCAGACCGUUCACCAGAACCUACAAAAGAACAAUUGGAUAGUGGGCGAAUAGGUGCUGAUGAAGAAAUUGAUGACUUCAAAGGAAGAUCUACCAAUGAAGUAGAAGAAAUUCUGGCAGAGAAAGAAGCAAAAACACAGGCUAUUCUCUUGGAAAUGGUUGGAGACUUACCUGAUGCAAAUAUCAAGCCACCUGAAAAUGUUCUUUUUGUCUGCAAACUUAAUCCUGUGACAACCGAUGAAGACCUUGAAAUUAUAUUUUCUCGAUUUGGUCUAAUAAAAAGUUGUGAAGUGAUUCGAGAUUGGAAAACUGGUGAAUCUCUUUGCUAUGCCUUCAUUGAAUUUGAGAAGGAAGAAGAUUGCGAGAAAGCUUACUUUAAGAUGGACAAUGUCUUAAUAGAUGACAGGCGAAUACAUGUUGAUUUUAGCCAAUCUGUUGCAAAGGUUAAAUGGAAAGGAAAAGGUGGGAAAUACACCAAGGAUGAUUUCAAAGAAUAUGAAAAAGAUCACAGCAAAUCUUCUAAAUUAAGCCUGAAGGAGAAAGCAAAACCCAAGCAAGACUCCAAAUACGAUCUUUUGCUGGAGAAUGAAGAAGAGGAAGCCAAAACCAGCCACAGGCACUCUGAUAAAAAGAGGAAACAUUACCAUUCAGACGACACUGAUGAGGAUGAGAAGAGGAGCAAAAAAUCCAAGGAGCCCAGCCGAAAGCACAAAGAAGAAUUCAAUAGGGAGAAAAGAAAAAGUGACAAGCGAGAGAGAUGUCGGAGCCAUUCUCGGGAGAGAGAAAGCCAUCACAAAAAGUCUAAAGACAAGCAUUCCGAGGAAGCUGGGGAAAGAGACUAUUAUGAAGAGAAAAAGUCUGGCAAGAACCCCAAAAAGUCCAAAGAUAAGGAAAAGUCCAAAUAUAAAUAAGGACGGAUUAAUGUAAAGCAACUGUUUCUAAGCAUUUAUCUGCCUUAGAAACUGCCAGUGUCUUCCCUUCUCUUCCAGAAGAUCUUUAAGCUCCCUCUGAUUUUGCCUCAUAAGAGUUCUGUGGGAGGAUAUCUUCAUCAGGUGGAUUCUCCUGUUGUUUUUGUUGCCUUUGAAAAUGGCAGAUUGCAGAGAUUAGAGAAUUUCGUGCUGUAGUACAGUAACAAGGAAGCUGCAGCAUUCCCAUUAUUACUGUUAGCAGUCUGCUGCUGUUACUGCCAGAAAGGAAUUCCAAAUCUCUUUUAACUCUAAAAGGAACAUGGAGGACUUUAUUCAAGACUGGAUGAAUUUACUUUUUUCUCAUAGGAAACUCUUAAUGAGUGAAGCUUGUACAAUUACACGAAUGAGGGAGAUCUGUUUUUAUUGCCAGUUGAGGCUUCCCUGUUGUAUUUAUACAAAUAGAUAAUAUUGAAGUUUUAUAUAUAAAAAUAUGGAAAUAUAUACUAGUACAAUACACAGUUCAUCAUUGGUAUGGUACUAGCCCAUGCAGUUGGUACUUCUAAGACUUCAUUGCAUUGAAGUGGCUCUAAAUACCUGUUGUUUCAGAGAGAAAGUGAGAAGCCUCACUCUGCACCGUAACAGUAUAUACAAUACUGAUACAUCUAGAUUGCCACAAAAGAGCGGCUGUCCACAUUUUGUGCUAACUGCAAUAUCUCCAUGCAAACCAUUAGUUUCACUUCCAUCUAAUAUAGCGACAUUAAUCUAUUUCAGCAAAUAUAUUAGUAAAUCGAUGUCAGUUAGGAAGCUGUAGCAAAUCCUGUGGGUUUUGUAUUUGGGUUUUAAAAUGUAGCUUUGUUUGGUAAUGUAAAAUUGUACAUUCUUAAUU